Molecule: messenger RNA, 276 nt
Organism: Rotaria socialis
Lineage: Eukaryota; Metazoa; Rotifera; Eurotatoria; Philodinida; Philodinidae
Source: the annotation of a GenBank genome assembly
AUGUCACCUAAAUAUGUAUCAACAACAUCAAAUCUUAUCACUAAGAAAAAUGUCGAAACUGGCUAUUUUUCAACUUCAAAAUCUCGAAUAGUCGAUUAUUCGCAUCUUAACCAACAUGAUCCAGACUUUGACUCAGAUUCAUGUGAUAGUAGUGGUGAAGAAGAUGAAGACACUACUGGAAAUUGCACAGAUAAUGAAGAUUCAACUGAGAAUGACGAGAAUUAUGUAUCUAUAAUAAUCUUUUCAAAGUUAGUUCGACUACAUUUCAAGGAAUGA